AUGCUGGCGCCUUACUCUCGCGCGGCCUUCCCGCCGCUUAGAAGGAGCUUUGCUAUGGCCGCUCCCGCCAAACAGGAUGUGAUCGCGGUGAAGAAGGGGCGUGUGGUUUUAGACCAUGGUUUGCCGGACGAGCUCAAAUCCAGCUGCCAUGUCCUAGAAAUUGGAGAUACCAUCUACGAUGCAAUGCUCAAUCAGACCAACAUUUCCAGCAACAACAACAAGUACUACGCGAUGCAAGUCUUAGAGUCUGAUGAUCGAACUGCGUACUAUACGUUUGCGCGAUGGGGUAGAGUCGGCUCAAGCGCAUCCAAUCUGAGCAAGCACGACGCGAAAGAGCCAGCAGUGCGAGAGUUCGAGCGUAAGUUUCUAGACAAGACGAAGAACCACUGGAGCAACCGGCACAACUUUGUGUCUCAACCUGGGAAGUAUACUUUGCUGGAGAUGGACUACGAAGACUCUUCCGAAAGCAAGGAUGUCGCCGAGAGUAACACUUCUACAAAACUGGACGCUCGUGUUCACAGGCUGAUUUCACUUGUUUGCGACUUGAAUAUGAUGAAACAGGAGAUGACUGAGAUCGGAUACAACGCCCAAAAGAUGCCCCUCGACAAACUCAGCAAAGCUACAAUCCUUAAGGGUUAUGAAGCUUUGAAGAAGAUUGCAGCACAGCUAGAACUGAGCUCUCCAGAUGCAGAACUGUUGCAACAACUAAGCAAUGAAUUCUACACGAUUAUUCCACAUAACUUUGGGCACCGAUCCAUAAGAGACCAAACAAUCCGCACGAAGGAGCAGCUCAAGUCGAAGCUGGAAAUGGUUGAGGCACUCGGUGAGAUUCAAGUUGCAACGAAGAUCCUCAAGAGUGGGAACGAGGAUGAUCCCGCAUACGCACAGUACAAACGUCUCAAAUGCGAGCUGGACCCUCUCAAUACUGACACCGAAGAAUAUGAAAUGAUCGAAAGCUACUUGAAGAACACCCACGGCCAUACUCAUUCCGGAUACAAGCUCGAAAUUCGCCAGGCCUUCAAAGUCAGCAGAGCUGGAGAAGAUGAACGCUUUCAGCCAUUCAAAGACAACCACAAUCGGAUGUUACUGUGGCAUGGCUCGAGGCUGAGCAACUGGACCGGCAUACUCUCCCAAGGACUCCGAAUCGCUCCGCCUGAAGCACCAUCCACGGGCUACAUGUUUGGGAAAGGCGUUUACUUUGCGGACAUGGUCUCCAAGAGUGCCAAUUACUGCAAUGCUAGCGCGAGUAAAAACGCGGCAGUAAUGCUUCUGUGCGAGGUUGCUCUUGGUGACAUGAACGAGCUGCUACACUCGAACUACAAUGCUAGUGCGCUUCCACCAGGGAAACUGAGCACCAAGGGCCUCGGGAGGACAGUACCUCACAAGAGCGAGUUUAAGCAACUUUCAGACGGUUUGAUAGUACCAAUGGGGAAACCUUUAACUUCGGGUGCUUACCAUCAGGGAAGCUUGGAGUACAACGAGUACAUCGUUUAUAACACGGCGCAGGUCAGAAUGCGCUAUUUGCUACAAGUAAGUGUUGAGGAAUUUAGUAUGCAGGGAUCACUUGGAGUGCGCCGAUGGGAAGAUGACGAGUCCUCGGUGAAUCGCAAGAGGCCCAUAGAAAUUUUCUCUGGAAAGGGAGAUGAGGCUCUGGUCGCUGGUGGAGGUGCGUUUAGUGUCAUCUUUGCAAGCAAGAACGAGGUUUUCUCUUUCAGGAAUGCCCUGGACGGUUCUUUUAGCAGGCUGAUCGCAAAGCAUCAUAACGAAGCUCGGAGGCUUUCCUUCGCGGCUGCAUUGGAGCUGUACAGCUGCAAGCUCGUUGCGAACUCCACCGAGCUCACGGCCAACGGGUCGAGGGGCCGUCAACCUAAUUUGACCACCUUGUAA
Molecule: messenger RNA, 1887 nt
Organism: Selaginella moellendorffii
Lineage: Eukaryota; Viridiplantae; Streptophyta; Lycopodiopsida; Selaginellales; Selaginellaceae
Product: poly [ADP-ribose] polymerase 2
Exons: 21
Coding region: 1-1887 (628 amino acids)
Molecular function (GO): NAD+ poly-ADP-ribosyltransferase activity
Source: RefSeq, a predicted model, not a curated record